Messenger RNA from Lathyrus oleraceus (garden pea), 891 nucleotides. RefSeq lists its product as uncharacterized. The transcript is spliced from 2 exons. Lineage: Eukaryota; Viridiplantae; Streptophyta; Magnoliopsida; Fabales; Fabaceae. The record is from RefSeq and is a predicted model, not a curated record. The coding region runs from base 1 to 891 and encodes 296 amino acids.
AUGUUCAAAAAGCUUGAAAUCAACAUUCCGUUCUUGGAGGCACUUGAGCAAAUGCCCUCUUAUGCUAAAUUCAUGAAAGAUAUCAUUUCAAAAAGGAGGAGCACUGACACUGACUCUAUUGUACUAACCGAAACUUGCAGUGCUAUUUUGCAGGGUAUGAAGAUUCCGGUGAAGAAAAAAGAUCGAGGCUCGAUAACUAUCCCUUGCACUAUCGGGGAUAGAUCUUUCAAGAAGGACCUUAUAGACUUAGGGACAAGUAUGAGCCUCAUGCCUUUAUCCAUCUACAAGAGGUUGGGGAUUGGAAAAGUACAAGAUACCCUAAUUACACUUCAAUUUACUGACCACUCUGUGAAAAGACCUUAUGGAGUGGUGGAAGAUGUUCUUGUGAAGAUUGAUAAGUUUGUGUUUCUGGUAGACUUUGUGAUCUUAGAAAUGCCGAAAGAUAAAGAGAUACUGCUCAUUCUUGGUAGACCAUUUUUGGAGACCGGGAGUCAACACAUAGAGGUUAUUGAUCAAAUGGUUCUGAAAGAAAAUCCCCUAGGUGAACAUAAAUUACCCUUGGAGAGAGUUCUAAGUCUCUCAAUAUUUGAAGACACUCGAGAAGUUGAUGACAAGGAGAUGGAAGUGUUAACUUUGAUGGCAACACAACAACCCUUUAAGGGAUCCCGAUCACUCCGGUGGGAAAACUUAAGGGAACCUCAAGUUGAAGAAAAGAAAGAUGAGACCAAGAAAGUGGUUGAGCUGAAACAGUUACCUGACAAUCUCAAGUAUGUUUUUCUAGACCCCGAAAGGAAAUGGCCGGCUAUUAUAAGCUCUCAUCUAGAGGUUUCUCAAGAAGACAAGCUUGUCAAGGUUUUGAAGAAACACAAAAGUGCCAUGGGAUGGGUGUAA